Messenger RNA from Malania oleifera, 2600 nucleotides. RefSeq lists its product as uncharacterized. The transcript has 3 exons. The coding region runs from base 318 to 2300 and encodes 660 amino acids. The record is from RefSeq and is a predicted model, not a curated record. NCBI's taxonomy places the organism in Eukaryota, Viridiplantae, Streptophyta, Magnoliopsida, Santalales, Ximeniaceae.
GUCUUGCUUUCCCUCUAAAGUCCAACUCUCUCUCUCUCUCAGCCCUCAUUACUCAUUUCAUAUCAACUCGGAUUCGUAUAGUUAUAGCCUUUAAAAUCCCUUUGAUGGUUUAGUUCUUUCGCAAGUUCAUGAAAUUACAACUUGGACACUUUGACAGUGCCACUAGAGAUUGUCACGCUCAUCAACGAUACAUCUUCAUACAGUUGUUUUCUUGCUUGUAUUGAUCCUUUUCUCAAGUUUUGCGGAUUUGGGUUUUGGACCAGUUCCUGUAAUUCAGCUACAGAUUAAUUACAGUCUAUUAAUUUGGUGAAAAAUCAAUGCCGAGGCAAAAGCCGGAAAUUGAGGGCAGGAUUAAUGUAGGACAGUACGGCAAGAUCCGAAAGCGAGGGUGUUCGUCGUCGUCGUCGUCGUCAUUGAAGCAAAGAUAUCGAUUCAAGCGAGCUAUUUUGAUCGGGAAGAAGGGUGGGUCGAGCACGCCGGUGCCGGAGUGGAGAAUGGGCUCGAGGCCGCCGUCUUCUGCCGCAAUAAAUGCCGUGACGAUGAAGCAUCCGCAGUGCCGCGCCGGCGCCGGUGCCAGCGGCUGUGAUGGGAAGGAACUUCCCGUCUCUGCGCGGAAGCUCGCCGCGACUUUGUGGGAAAUCAACGAGGUUCCCUCGGCGCCGGCGAUGAAGGACUCGGAGGAGAUUAGGAACAGGAAAGAGAAGAGAAGAGUGGAGAAGACUGCGAAGCCGUCGCUGCCGCCACACUUGUCUGAUCCAUCGCACAGCCCUGCUUCUGAGAGGACGGAUCGAUCCAGAAGUGAAACUCACAGGAGAAGAGCAUCAGCCAUUUCUCCGAAACCUCAGCUUGCUGAUUACCAUCUGGGAGGAUUGGACUCUCAUGGAAAUUCCAGUUUAAUGGAGAUCAAAACCCUAUCGCGGGGCAGCACACCUGCUCGAUGCUUAGUUGGAGUCAAGAGCCGUCUGAAGGAUGUGAGUGAUGGCUUGACCACAUCUAGAGAGCUUCUGAAAGUUCUCAAUCGCAUUUGGGGUGUGGAAGAGCAGCAUUCAUCUGGCUUAUUGCUUGUCUCGGCACUGCGUGGGGAGCUCAGUCGAGCUCGUGCCCAGGUUGAUCAACUGAUUCAAGAGCAUCAUUCUAGUCAGAACGAGAUUAAUUACCUUAUGAAGCUUUUUGCAGAAGAAAAGGCGGCUUGGAAGAGCAAGGAACAAUCUAGGAUUCACGAUGCUAUAGCAUCCAUGGCGGCAGAGCUUGAGGUGGAGAAGAAGCUCAGAAGACAAACAGAAAGGCUGAACAAGAAGCUCGGGAUGGAAUUGGCAGAUACAAAGGCAGCUUUAUCAAAAGCAGUAAAAGAGCUUGAGGGAGAGAAGAGGGUGAGGGAGAUACUGGAGCAGGUAUGCGAUGAGCUAGCCAGAGGCAUUGGGGAAGAUAGAGCACAGGUAGAAGAACUGAAAAGAGAAUCGGAAAGAGUUCGGGAAGAGGUAGAGAAGGAGAGGCAGAUGCUUCAGCUAGCCGAUGUGUUGCGUGAAGAGAGAGUGCAGAUGAAACUCUCUGAAGCAAAAUUGCAGUUUGAGGAGAAAAAUGCAGCUGUGGACAGGCUGAAAGAUGAGCUGGAAUCCUACUUGAGAACCAAAUCGGGUAAAGAGAAUUGCAAUGAGUCUCCAAAUUUCGGCAUGGGUAAAGAAUUCCAGGAGUAUGGGAGGGAAAUCUCCCCUGCUCUCUGUGAAAAUGGCAAGGGAGAAGAUAAUGAAGGGGAAGUUGCAGAUGACAGUGAUGAUGAUUCAGCAGAUAGCGACCUUCAUUCCAUUGAAUUAAACAUGGACAACAAUAGCAAGAGCUACAGGUGGGGUUAUGCUUGCGGGAAUGAUGUUCAAGAUGAUUCACAAAGCUCUUCGGUUUCUAUUGACAAAGACAUCAAGGGAAGUAUGUCAUCACCGGAGGAGAAAAUACAAUGGGGAAACAUUUCCUUGGGAAGAGAAACUUCAGAUUGUGUCGAAUGGGACUUUGGUGCCAAGAGCAGAGAAAAUUCAGAUGGGUUGUCAGUAGCCUGGAGAGAAGACAAUGAAGAAGAAAUCAAGAGGAAUAAAUCAGUGAAGGGUCUCAGGGACUACAUCCUCUCUGGAUCCAAAACAGCAUCCUCUCUAAGCUUUGCCAGUCCAACCAGACAGUGGAGCCAAUCUCUGUCCUCACAGGGUCUUGGCAGUGCAGCUGCUCAAGAAGGUUCUGCUGUGCUGCACAACAACAGUUUGAAUGCCAGGUUGAUGGGAAUCAGAGACGAUCCCACAUAUUAUUCCAGACAGUAAGAAGUUGUUCUUGCUGUUUUCCUUUCUCCUCCUACGAAAAAAGCUUGCUUGAGUUUUUUCACUGGCUGCUGGUCGCUGCUGCAUUUGCAUUUCUCAUAUAGCGAAAUGAUGAAUGCAAGCUUCGGUGUAUAAAAUUUUGUAAAAUGCUUUGUGGACCUACUUAAAAACUUUACCUGUACAAAAACUGCUAGUGUUGUUCAACACUUCAUAUGCCUCGAGUGUUUAAGCAUUGCAAUUUGUAGCUCAAGAGGAAUAUACAUAUUAUAUAUGUUACGAUUUGGGGGAUUUUUGGAAAGGUAA